AUGGCGCCUAAGAAUGACAAGCAAAAACUACGCACUUCACGCGAUUUCGUGGGGCUAAUGGCCCUGCGACAGCUCGACAGCCCCGAAACCACGGCAGAGCACCCCGAGAAAGUCGAGCGAUUCCAGUCGCUAUCUGUUCCCUAUCCUCCGGCUGAGCGCGAUUCAGCAUUCGGAGGACACGUCUUCGCGCAGUCGGCCUUUGCCGCCUCCAAGACAGUGGACAAGGGGUUUCUGAUUCAUGAUGUAACAGGGACAUUCAUACUCCCCGGCCGACUAGACGUUCCGUACAUAUACACAGUGCGCCACCUCCGCGACGGCAAGAUGUACUGCUCGCGAGCCAUCGAUGUGAGACAGGACGGCGCAAUCUGCUUCUCCUGUCUCUGCUCGUUCAAGCGAGACGAGAGAGGCCCGACGUUUAGCCACCAGCCCACAUCCGCGCAGGAGCGAUACCGACACAUCCUUGCCGCCAAACGGCCGGACGAGCAACCCGUCAGUCCCAGCGUCGACGUGGACUGGUGGAUCGAGCUCGUGAAGAACGGAAACAUCACGGAGUCUGAAUUCCCCGGGCUGGACGUCCGCAAGGUCGAUAUGCAGGGCUACAAUAGCUCGCUGGAGGUGAAGCAGAAUCCCGAGAAGUAUCGCCAGCUGCAUCUCUACUCGCUUAAAGGCCAGCCGGAGGAACAGGGGGUGGUCAUCAGUAGGGAGGAAAUGCGAAGCCGAGAACAGUCGGCGGUAUAUGAUAAUCUCUACGCCUGUGCGCAUAUGUAUGCGAGUGAUCGGAAUUCGCUGCUGCUGAUUCCGCGUGCCCUCGGCCAUACCCAAUGGGUGGCUAUGGCGAGCUUGACCAUCAUGGUUGUUUUCCACGAACAUGGGGAUGCGCUGCGGAUGUUGGAUUGGGAGGCAGCAGAGAGCCAAGAGAGUGGGGAGACAACGAAGAAAUGGUUUGUACAGGAGGGCUGGACGCCACGCUCUGGCGAGAAUCGGGCCAUUCAUGAGAGUUGGCUGUGGAGUCCGGAUGGGAGGUUGCUGGCGACGAGUUACCAGGACAGUUUGCUGAGGCUGGCGAGGCCGGAGCCCCAGGGGAAGCUAUGA
Aspergillus affinis is the source of this 1092-nucleotide messenger RNA. RefSeq names its product acyl-CoA thioesterase. Gene Ontology annotation, biological process: acyl-CoA metabolic process; fatty acid catabolic process. The transcript is spliced from 2 exons. Gene Ontology annotation, cellular component: peroxisomal matrix. The record is from RefSeq and is a predicted model, not a curated record. The coding region runs from base 1 to 1092 and encodes 363 amino acids. Gene Ontology annotation, molecular function: fatty acyl-CoA hydrolase activity. NCBI's taxonomy places the organism in Eukaryota, Fungi, Ascomycota, Eurotiomycetes, Eurotiales, Aspergillaceae.